AUGAAGUGGACGUUUGUCCUGUUGGCACUGCUGCCGUGCUCCUGGUGCGCGUCGGCCGGCAUCUCAACCCAGGAGAUGCUGUCCGGCGUGCCAGAGUGUGCACGGGCUUGCCUUUCCGAUGCCAUUUCCAAGUCCAGCUGUAAAUCGACCGACACCACAUGCUUGUGUGCGGACGACGGCGCUGCCCUGGCGCCCGGUGCCGUCUGCUACUCCGGUAACUGCACCAUCACAGACUCCCUCGCGACGCUCAACGACACCAACACCUUCUGCAACGUCGAGAUCCGCGACAAGUCGGGCAUCUUCAUCAACGUUACCAUCGUCCUCGGCGUGCUCUCGGGUGUCGUCACCGCCAUGCGCCUGGCCUCGAAAUUCUUCAUCACCAACUCCGACUUUGGCCUCGACGACCUCUUCAUCGUCCUCGUCUUCCUGUGCGGCGUGCCGUCGAGCGCCAUGAACGUCAACGGCACCGCUGGCCACGGCGAGGGACGAGACAUUUGGACGCUCAAGCCCGACGACAUCACCGCGUUCGGCUUCUGGUUCUACGUGCUCGAGCUCUUUUACUUCUGCCAGGUCUCGCUGCUGAAGAUGUCACUGCUCUUCUUCUACCUGCGAAUCUUCCCGGCCCAAGGGCCGCAGAAGCUGCUAUGGGGCACCGUGGGCUUCAACGCCAUAUUUGGCGUCUUCUUCGUCUUUCUAGCCGCGUUCCAGUGCACGCCGGUGAGCUAUUUUUGGACGAGCUGGGACGGGGAACAUGAAGGGAAAUGCCUCAACAUCAAUAGCAUUGGCUGGGCCAACUCGGCUGUGAGCAUUGCCUUGGACGUGUGGAUGCUGGCCAUUCCGCUGUGGCAGUUGCGGGGUUUGAAGCUGCAUUGGAAGAAGAAGAUUGGAGUCGCAGCCAUGUUUAUUGUCGGAACCUUUGUUACCGUCGUCAGCAUCAUCCGUCUGCAGUACCUGGUUUCGCUGGGCUCUUCGCACAAUCCCACCUACGACCAGAUCGACAUUUCGGUAUGGUCUACGGUCGAAAUCAACAUCGGCAUCAUCUGCGCGUCGAUGCCGUCGCUGCGCAUCCUGCUCGUCCGGCUCUUCCCCGUCCUCGGAGGCUCGUCGUACGACAAGAGCAAGUACAAUAACUACGGAGAAACGUACGGACGGAGAUCGAAAAUAAUCAAUCGGAGCCAUGCGCUUGUAGAGCUGCCGUCCCGAUCAUCGUCUCCCACGAGGCCAUCGCAUGGAGGGAUUGAGAUGAAGCGAACGUUUAAUGUGCAGUAUAGCGAGGGGGAUGAAGCAAGCCUGGUGAAUCCUAAUGAUCCAGGGAACAAAAUGCAUAGAGGGAUGAGUGCUACGAGUGGCACCAGUAGGAGCGAGGUGUCGCUGUAG
Ilyonectria robusta is the source of this 1377-nucleotide messenger RNA. RefSeq lists its product as uncharacterized. The coding region runs from base 1 to 1377 and encodes 458 amino acids. The transcript has 5 exons. NCBI's taxonomy places the organism in Eukaryota, Fungi, Ascomycota, Sordariomycetes, Hypocreales, Nectriaceae. The record is from RefSeq and is a predicted model, not a curated record.